Molecule: messenger RNA, 1659 nt
Organism: Oldenlandia corymbosa var. corymbosa
Lineage: Eukaryota; Viridiplantae; Streptophyta; Magnoliopsida; Gentianales; Rubiaceae
Source: the annotation of a GenBank genome assembly
AUGGCGCCACCACGUUCCGGCGAUCAUGGUACAUCGGCCAUCAGAGAACUCGUAUCAUCUUCCCUGAAGAAAACUAACAAGAUGAUGAAGAAAGCAACAAACUCCAAGUCAAUUGCAGAGGCUGCCAGUGCCGGCCAUGGUGAAGAAGGUAAAAAGUGGACCACAUUGGUCCACAACGGCGUUUUAUUUCCACCGCUUUACAAGCGUCACGGGGUUAAAAUUCUUUACAAAGGGAAGCCUAUCAAUCUGACUCCUGAACAAGAAGAAGUUGCCACCAUGCCUAUUUACCAGUGGCAUCAGAGGGUGGUGGAGCAGAGGAAACAGAUGAGUAGAAAGGAAAAGAAGGCUUUAAAAGAAGAAAGAGAGGAGAUAGAGGAGAAAUUCAAGUGGGCUAUCAUUGAUGGUGUCAAGGAACAAGUGAACAACUUUAAGGUUGAACCACCUGGUUUGUUCCGAGGUAGAGGAGAGCAUCCAAAGAUGGGUAGAUUGAAGAAACGGAUCCGACCCAGUGACAUGACCAUAAACAUUGGGAAAAGUGCUCCAGUUCCUGAAUGUCCUAUCAUUUAUGGUGGAGAAAGAUGGAAAGAAAUUAGGCAUGAUAACACAGUGGCUUGGUUAGCAUGUUGGAAAGAUCCAAUCAAUCAGAAGGAGAAGUAUGUGAAAUUAGCACCAAGCAGUAGCUUAAAGGGGCGGACCGACAAGGAAAAAUAUGAAAAGGCAAGGAAGUUGAAGGAUUAUAUUCCUGGGAUUAGAGCUGCUUAUACUAAGGAUUUCAGCAGUAAAGAUCCCUUGAAGAAACAAAUUGCGGUUGCCACUUAUCUGAUUGAUAAACUUGCUCUCAGGGCAGGCAACGAGAAGGAUGAAGAUGAAGCUGAAACCGUUGGUUGCUGCACUUUGAAAGUUGAACACGUUGUACCUUUGCCUCCAAACACCUUAAAGUUUGAUUUCCUUGGUAAAGAUUCGAUUCGGUAUCAAAAUCAGGUUGAAGUUGAACCCCUUGUUUUCAAGGCAAUUCAACAGUUCCGAAGUGAUAAAAACCAGGGGAAUAAUGCAGAUCUUUUCGAUUUGCUGGACACCAAUAAAUUGAAUGCUCAUCUAAAGGAACUUAUGCCUGGCCUGAGUGCGAAAGUUUUUCGUACAUACAAUGCAUCCUUAACGUUGGAUGAAAUGUUGAACAAGAAAAUCUCAAAGGGUACCGGAGAUGAUGUGCCAGAGAAGGAGGUCGCAAUCAUCUGCAAUCAUCAACGCGCUGUGUCAAAAUCCCAUGAUGCCAAAAUGUCGAAAUUGGAUGAAAAGAUUGAAGAACUGAAGGAUGUUCUCAAUGAGUUGGAAACGGAUUUGUCCCGAGCCAAAAAGGGGAAGCAACCGGAAUCGUCGUCGACGAUUAACAAGAAGCGGAAGAGGAAUUUAAGCCCGGAAGCGAUUGAGAAGAAGAUGGCUCAAACCAAUGCUAAGAUUGAGAAAAUGGAACGUGACAAGUUGACCAAAGAGGAUUUGAAAACCGUGGCGUUAGGAACUUCGAAGAUCAAUUACCUUGAUCCCAGAAUAACAGUUGCAUGGUGCAAGCGAAACCAAGUUCCAAUCGAGAAGAUAUUCACCAAGUCUCUGUUAGCUAAGUUUGCUUGGGCCAUGGAUGUUGAUCCCAGCUACAGAUUCUAA